GUUCCAGCAGUGGUACACUCGAUCACCGAGAGCCAGAUUCUGGCCAUGCGACAGCAGUGCCAGCUGGUCUGGGAGUCCUACUUCUCUUCUGUUGACAAGAUCAUCAACACAGUCCUAGAGGUGGUGAAAAACCGUAUACACACCAACUUGGUGCGACCAUCCUACCACUGGAACACAGUUCCUGGUGCACAUGUGGUGCUGCCUGAGUGGUCCGAUAUUCCCAACAACUACCCCUUCUACUACGGGCCCACAGGCGAGGUGCCCAGCGACAAGUUCACGGCCGUUAUCUAUGCCGUGUCCCCAGUCACAGCAUCAUCUCCCUUGUUUCGGGUACUCAAGAUGGUUGCAAAGUCCCACUACUGCCACAAGGUGUCUCAUUCAUGGUGUCUAACUUUGGGUGUCUCAUUCAGGGUGACUAAGAGUAGGUGUCUCAUUCAUGGGUUGAUUUCUUGUCUGGUACAAACCGAAAAGAUGAUUUCAACUAACAUAAUAUUUAGUUAUAUAUUAGACAUCACUGGGUUAAGCUUUGUAAUCACAAAGAACAACCAGUUGGUGCCAAGAACGUCCAGGUGGAGCGACAGUAUUUCCAGCAGAGACAGCAGUGCCUGGAUGAGUUUGUGGAGUACUUUGACUUGCAUUUGUUCUGGUCUAACACAGUUACUCAUCUCUGAGAUAGAUCCUACGGUUUCCUGCGCACGCGCGCACGCACGCACGCACACACACACACACACACACACACUUACUUUUCUCUAUCAUAGAUACUACGGUUCCCUGCGCGCGUGCCCCACUUUAGUGCAAACAUACUGGAAGACACAUGUGACUCCACAAAAAUACACAACCCCAAAAACAAUUACAUGA
Messenger RNA from Candidula unifasciata, 858 nucleotides. The record is from the annotation of a GenBank genome assembly. Lineage: Eukaryota; Metazoa; Mollusca; Gastropoda; Stylommatophora; Geomitridae.